AUGGCGGCGCAGGCAGCUCUGAUUGCCGACACCAUUGUUGGCAUGAAGAGAGCCCUCCGCAAGGAGAAUGACUACUCUGGACCCGACGAUCCGAUCACUCAACCAACAAAUCGGGGUAAUAAACUACACACAAACUCGAACUUCGUCCGAGAAGGUGCUCUCGGUUACAUACAUCCGGAGGAGCUUUAUAAACAGAAAAUUGAACAUGCUGGAUACACGCGUUAUAUCCUGCAGCCUAAUCCCGUGCGCUAUGAUUCAGAAGGUGAUGAGUUGGACGAGGAUGACGAAGAUUCCGAAGCUGAUGCCGCUGCGGCGGCAGAAAAUCCAUUCUCGGAAAUUGCGCUUGAAAACUUCCUUUGCCCUCUAAAACACCCGUCCGAGCUCCCUACCCAUCCUUCCCUAUCGCACGCCUAUACGUCAAAGGCGCUGCUGCACAUGACGCAGGCAAUCGAAGCCAAACUCCGCCAAGAAAGAGCACUGCUUUGGCGGGCCAGGAAUCUGCACCGGCAGUUUUUGGGAGACAGUUCUUGGAUGCCGUCUGGUGCAGUGGAGACGCCUGAAGACAGAUGGAUCUUUGAGCCCCGGAUAGCCCAUACGACGCGUAGCUCACCUGGGAGUCAAUACAGACAUAACGGGGCCGCAAGUCCUUUGGUGCCAGGGCCUUCGGCUCAGAAAAGCAGUGUGCAAGGCACGUCCGUGGGUGCAAGUGAUUCAAAGUCGCCUCAGCCUCCCCAGAACGAGAAUUCCCAGGACAAAACUGCCGCAGAUAAGGACGUUGAGAUGACCGACAUUCAUGGCCAGGAGACGACGCACAAAGAAAUCGUCACAAAUGCGCUUGAACAACCCCGAGAGCCGAAAUCAGAAGAAGUUGAUACCCCAGUUGGCGACCUGCCUCAUCAUUCAGAGACCAUCAAUCAAGUCAUACAAGUCAAUGGAAGCCUCACGGCAAACGCAAAGUCUAAUGGGGAUAAAGUGACGAACUCAGAUGGCACUUCGGACAAGGAUGGCAAGGAGCGCGAAGGUGCCACAAACCAGGGCAAUGCGCAGCCUGAUCCUGAACUCCGAGACGAUGCACAGGUAGACGGGACGGAUGCGGACGCAGAUGCAGAUGCAGAAAUGCAAGAUGGAUCAUCUCCCGAGCCACCUCGGCGCAUGACGACCCGGGCACAGGCUAAUGCAGCGAACCCACAGGAGGGCGAAUCUGGACCCCUCUCCCCGUCCCCUUCUGACGACACAUUAGGGAGUCUUCCGACACCCCAUCCUCUUUUCCUUAUACCGGACUCUGUUCGGCCAGAUUCGAACUUCGGCCUCCCGCCCAACGAAGCGGAAGAGACACGUCGACUGCUUUGGUCUUAUGUACAAAAGCAGGAGGAGACCGUUCGUGGAUUUGAGCAUAUGCUGGAGUCUCUGCUCCGGGCCAAUCGGAUGAAAGAGGAUGUGCUCGAGUGGUGCAAAGCGGAGGGGCACGUGGGCGAGAUGAGCGAUGGAGAAGACUGGUACGAUCGGGAGAAAUGGGGCCUUGCCGAAGGAGAAGACCUUAAGAAGGGUGCUGAUGAGGAUGAAAUCGAACCGGUGGAAGAGAGCCGGACGUCGACCAAGAGAGGCCGAGGUCGACGGGCAUAG
Messenger RNA from Aspergillus tubingensis, 1623 nucleotides. RefSeq names its product RXT2-like protein. The transcript is spliced from 4 exons. The record is from RefSeq and is a predicted model, not a curated record. Gene Ontology annotation, biological process: negative regulation of rDNA heterochromatin formation; negative regulation of silent mating-type cassette heterochromatin formation. NCBI's taxonomy places the organism in Eukaryota, Fungi, Ascomycota, Eurotiomycetes, Eurotiales, Aspergillaceae. Gene Ontology annotation, cellular component: Rpd3L complex; cytosol. Bases 1 to 1623 code for a protein of 540 amino acids.